AUGGAUGCCUGCACAGAAUGUCCAGAAGAUCAAUAUUCAAACUUCCACCAGAACCAAUGCAUUCCCAAAGUUAUAACCUACCUUUCAUACGAGGAACCUUUAGGAAUGACUUUAGCUUUGUCUGCUCUUGCUCUUGCUCUGAUCACAGCUUUGGUGAUAAUAAUAUUUGUGAAGCACCAGAACACACCCAUCGUCAAAGCCAACAACCGAAGUGUCACCUACAUUCUUCUCAUAUCCCUCCUUCUGUGUUUCCUCUGCUGCUUGCUUUUUAUUGGAAAACCUGGACAGCUAAUUUGCUUACUCCGACAAACAACUUUUGGCAUCAUAUUUUCUCUUGCUCUUUCCAGCUUGUUAGCUAAAACCAUCACUGUGGUCCUGGCAUUUAUGGCUACUAGACCAGGAUCUAGAAUGAGAAAAUGGAUGGGGAAAAAGCUGACAAACUCUAUCAUGGUUUCAGGCUCCUUUAUUCAAGCAGGAAUUUGUACCCUUUGGUUGAGUAUUUCUCCCCCAUACGCAGAUACAGACAUGUACUCCGUCAAUGGGGAAAUCAUAGCAGAGUGUAAUGAAGGCUCAACUGUCAUGUUUUAUAGUGUCUUGGGCUAUAUGUGCUUCCUGGCCCUUGUCAGCUUCAUGGUGGCAUACCUUGCUAGGAGGUUGCCAGACACUUUCAAUGAAGCCAAAUUUAUCACUUUCAGCAUGAUGGUGUUCUGCAGUGUUUGGUUGUCCUUUGUUCCUGCCUACCUGAGCACCAAAGGAAAAUACAUGGUGGCUGUGGAGAUCUUCUCUAUCUUAUCCUCCAGUGCUGGGUUACUGGUUUGCAUCUUUUCCCCUAAAUGCUAUAUUCUUUUGUUCAGGGCUGACUUGAAUAACAGGGAGCAACUGAAAUCAGGAAAAGACUAA
This is a messenger RNA of Podarcis lilfordi (Lilford's wall lizard), 900 nucleotides long. The record is from the annotation of a GenBank genome assembly. Lineage: Eukaryota; Metazoa; Chordata; Lepidosauria; Squamata; Lacertidae.